Molecule: messenger RNA, 867 nt
Organism: Pectinophora gossypiella (pink bollworm)
Lineage: Eukaryota; Metazoa; Arthropoda; Insecta; Lepidoptera; Gelechiidae
Exons: 1
Coding region: 63-743 (226 amino acids)
Biological process (GO): DNA recombination; positive regulation of ligase activity; double-strand break repair via nonhomologous end joining
Cellular component (GO): nucleus; DNA ligase IV complex; DNA-dependent protein kinase-DNA ligase 4 complex
Molecular function (GO): DNA binding
Source: RefSeq, a predicted model, not a curated record
GCUGUCACAAUGACAGCAUCACAAAACAAAACAAACUCAAGUUGCAAUAAAAUGACAAAAUAAUGUCGAAAAAAUCUCCUAAAACCACUAAAUUUUUAAUGAAAAUGGACAAUAAUAUAUGUAUCGCCAAAUACAACAUCAGAGGGAAAUUUUAUUAUGGUAAGUUUGACUGGAAAGAAAACGAACACGACUUAUUUCACAUAAAAUUGUAUGAUGGAAAUUACUGCUGGACCGGGAGAUUUUCCAAUGAAUUCGCGGAGAUUUUUAGGAAUGAAGUCGAUGAAACUGUAGAACAAUAUCGGGAAAGUGUUAAGGAUUGUCUUUCGCAGAGCAAUAAAAUGUUUGUAUACGAUUUUGUACCUCUUCCCGAUAAUCCGACAUCGGCGACUUUUAGUUGGAAGAAAAAGUUUGAUGGAGAGGUUCUACUGGUUCACGGUUCCGUCCCCGUGCACCAGGACCAGUCGAAGGAAAAUAAAGAUUCACUCAUAGACAUACUACUACAAGAAAACAAAGAUCUCAAACUACAACUUCAAGCCUAUGAUAUGAAUAUUCACAUGUUGAGUACAGAACUGCAGCAGAGCAGGACUGAACUGGAGAAAUUUAUGAACAUGAAGACAUCCCUAGAAAUGUCAGUUUAUGGAAAAUUUGUCCAGUUGUUGAAUACAAAAAAGAGAAGGAUUCAAUUAUUGGAACAAAACCUGCAAGAGCUACAAUCUUGCACUCAAGACAAUGAAUUGGACUGAAAUACCUCAAAUAUAAGUGCCUAUGUUGCAGUUGCUACCUAAAACUAGAAAUGUAAUUUUGUUGAAUUGUGUUUAAAUGAUCAAGUACAAAGUAAUGAUUUGGAAUAAAUUGGUGAUCAGCUAA